AUGCCGGAUGUGCAAUUACAGGAAGCGAUCCCGAAACUUUUGAACAAGCAAUCAAUGAAAAAUAUUAAGAAGGAAAAAUUAGAGCAACAAAACACGCGGAUUAAAGAUAUGUCGAAAUUAUUAUCUCAACAAAGAGCACUAUCAAGCAGUUCAAGUUGUAAAUGGUUAGAAAAGAAAGCAAUUGUCGAUGGUGAAUCAGUACUGCAAGGGUCUAUUGCGUUACUUACAAAUCAAAGAGAUCACUACCCACUGUUGAAGAUAAAUGAUUUACGAGUGACGGGAAGUAAAAAGUCGAAAUUUUCUCAUCUUGAAGAACGAAUGAAACAACUGAUUACAAAUAAUAGUAAUGAGAAUGAAAUGAACGCAUUAAUGGUAAAUGAUAUUAUUGUAUUCCCACGUCAACUUAAAUGGAAAUUAAUAAACACCGUUCAACGCAUACAACUACAAAAUCCAUCUGAGAAUCGUUUUGCAAUAAAGGUAAAAUGUACAGACAAUGAUUUAUACAGAGUGAAACCGGUAUUUACAUUUGUUGAACCGAAAAGUUCCGUUGUUUUUGAUGUUAAUCGACAUGAUGGUAUUGCAACCGUCGACCAUAUUCUUUUCCUGACCACUUUGGCGGAAGGAACCGGUGACGAUCCACGCAAGUUUUUUGUGGAUUCUAUGACAAAUAACGAUAAUAUUAUCAAUGAUUAA
Cercopithifilaria johnstoni is the source of this 693-nucleotide messenger RNA. The record is from the annotation of a GenBank genome assembly. Lineage: Eukaryota; Metazoa; Nematoda; Chromadorea; Rhabditida; Onchocercidae.